AUGACUUCUUCUUCUUCUUCUACUGACGCUCAUGUGAAGCUUAGGAGCUCAUUUUCGCAGUCUUCGUCUUCUCUCCACGCCCUCCUCCUCUCCUCUCUCAACCUGCUCCUCCUCGUUCUCGCCUCCGCCUCCUUCGCCCCUCUUUUUCUCCUCCGCACCUCCCCCACCUCCUUUGGUUGGACCCUCUUUGCCGUCUCCUUCUCCACUGCUCUCUCCGCCCUCCUCAGCCUCCUCUCCUCCCACCUCACCCGCCCCUGCUUCGCCGCCCACCUCCUUCUCGUCCUCGCUGCAUCCGUCGGCCAGGCUCUAGGCUUCCUCACGCUCCUCCUUCGGCCCGGGCCCAGCCUGCGCUUGCUAGGUUCAGCCCGUGGCGCGCGGGAUCAGCGGGCGCUGGCCCGGGUGGAGGCGGCACUGUUGUUGGGGAUGUUCCUGAUGCAGUCGCUAGCGCUGGUCACGGCCUGCACACUGCGACAGCGUUGGGUGCGGCAGUUCGAGGAGAUGGAGGCCGAUAGGGAGGCGGCGGCAGGGAGGAGGAGCCGGCGGAUGGCGCGGGUGCAGGAGGAAGCCAUCGCCAACGCGGCGGCCGCGGCCAGGGAGCUCGAAGAGAAGUUGAGGAACAAGAAGGGGCAGUGGGUGAAGAAUGAUCUGGAAGGCAGGAAGAUCUCUCCCGUUGAUUUCUAA
Molecule: messenger RNA, 681 nt
Organism: Zingiber officinale
Lineage: Eukaryota; Viridiplantae; Streptophyta; Magnoliopsida; Zingiberales; Zingiberaceae
Exons: 1
Coding region: 1-681 (226 amino acids)
Source: RefSeq, a predicted model, not a curated record